AUGGUUAAAUUGCUGCUGAACAAGGGAGCCAAUCUGAGUGCCAGUGACAAGAAGGACAGGCAGCCCAUUCAUUGGGCAGCUUACCUUGGACAUCUGGACGUGGUUAAGCUGCUGGUGUCUCAGGGCUCGGAUAAGAGCUGUAAGGAUAAGCGAGGAUACACCCCUCUCCACGCUGCUGCUGCCAGUGGCCACGUCGAUGUGGUCAAGUACCUGUUACGCAAUGGAGCCGAGAUUGAUGAGCCUAAUGCCUUUGGAAACACUGCUCUCCAUGUGGCCUGCUACACGGGACAGGAGGCCGUAGCCAACGAGCUGGUCAACCGUGGGGCCAACGUCAACCAGCCCAACCACCGCGGCUACACACCCCUGCACCUGGCUGCCGUGUCCACUAACGGGGCUCUCUGCCUGGAGCUGCUGGUCAACAACGGUGCUGAUGUCAACAUGCAGAGUAAAGAAGGGAAAAGCCCUUUGCACAUGGCAGCCAUUCAUGGACGUUUCACUCGCUCUCAGAUCCUUAUUCAAAAUGGUGGGGAGAUAGAUUGUGUGGACAGAUAUGGCAAUACUCCUCUUCAUGUUGCUGCUAAGUACGGCCACGAGCUGCUUAUCAGCACCUUAAUGACAAACGGUGCUGACACAGCCAGACAAGGAAUUCAUGGGAUGUUUCCUCUACACUUAGCUGUGCUCUACGGGUCCUCUGACUGUUGUCGUAAGCUACUUUCCUCAGGUCAGCUCUACAGCAUUGUGUUGUCAAUGAGUAAAGAACACGUGCUCUCGGCCGGAUUUGACAUCAACACCCCAGACAACUUUGGGAGGACCUGUCUACACGCUGCUGCCUCUGGAGGGAAUGUUGAAUGUCUCAACCUGCUCUUAAGCAGUGGAGCUGACAUGAAUAAGAAGGACAAGUUUGGAAGGACUCCUUUGCACUAUGCGGCUGCUAAUGGGAGGUAUCAGUGUGCGGUGGUUCUGGUAGGAGCGGGGGCGGAGGUCAACGAGCGUGACCGCUCUGGCUGUACACCUCUACACUACUCAGCUGCAUCGACUGCAUUCUGCAGAACGGACCGACCCCAUGCCAGCACCCAUCAGAACCAAGAGGAUGGGGAGAAGGAAUCCUUCCUGUGUGUGGAGCAUUUGUUGGAUAAUGGUGCUGAUCCAUCUCUGUGCAACACUAAAGGAUACAGUGCUGUGCAUUAUGCUGCAGCCCAUGGCAACAAACAAAACCUGGAGCUGCUUUUGGAGAUGUGCUUCAACUCGCUAGGAGACAAGGAGAGCAAUGGGUCUAUCAGCCCACUACACUUGGCGGUGGAGUCGGGUCACUGGGAAUGUGUCACCGUGUUAAUUGAGUCUGGAGCGUAUGUGGAUGCCUGUGACCCGGUGGGGCGCUCUGUGCUGUAUGUGGCCUCUCAAAGAGGACAUGCUCGCUGCGUAGAGCUGCUGCUCUGCCAAUCAGCAUCUUGCCUGCUCACAGAGCACCGCAGCAAAUGGGGCCCUCUUCAUGUUGCAGCUGCCAACGGCCACUCAGAAUGUCUGCGGAUGCUGCUCUGUAGCGAGAGGGGAGCCGACCUAGUUAAUGUUACAGAUGCAGAGGGACAAACACCACUAAUGCUGGCAGUGCUGGGGGGACACACUGACUGUGUGCAUCUGCUGCUGGAGAGAGGAGCUUGCCCUGAUAUGAGAGACAGGAGAGGAAGAACAGCCUUACACAGAGGGGCGGUGAUGGGUCGGGAGGACUGUAUAACCGCCCUGCUGUCCCACAGUGUCUCAGUCCUCAGCAGAGAUUUUCAGGGGCGAACCGCGGUCCAUCUGGCCGCCUCUUGCGGCCAUGCUGACAUUCUCUCCAAUCUUCUUUCUGCUGCUGACCACUCCCACCCCCACGACCCAAUCACAGACCGCCACGGCUACACACCCGCACACUGGGCAGCCUAUCAUGGUCAUGAAGACUGUUUGGAUGUUUUACUUGAACUUAAACCAUGUAGUAUCCAGGAGGGAAACCCCUUCACCCCACUGCACUGUGCUCUCAUUAAUGGCCAUAGUGGUUCUGCAGAGCUGCUGUUGGAAUCCAGUGUUUGUAAUUCGCUGGUAAACAUCAGGGAUGCCAAAGGAAGGACCCCGCUUCACGCGGCCGCAGUUGCCGAGGACAUGGCUGGGCUGCAGCUGGUUCUGCGGCAUGGAGCUGACAUCAACGCCGUAGACCACUCAGGGCGUUCUGCACUGAUGGUGGCCGCCGACAAUGGCCAAAGCGGUGCUGUGGCCCUACUGCUGCACAGAGCCAAAGCUGACCUGUCCCUCCUGGAUGUGAACAAGAACACUGCCCUGCACCUGGCCUGCAGCAAGGCUCAUGAAAUGUGUGCCAUGCUGAUCUUGAAGGAGAUCCACAACCCUAUCCUCAUAAAUGCAACCAACAGUAUGCUUCAAAUGCCCCUCCACAUUGCCGCCAGGAAUGGUUUGGCCACCGUGGUUCAGGCCUUGCUGAAUCGUGGAGCCACAGUGCUGGCAGUGGAUGAGGAAGGUCAUACGCCAGCCCUGGCUUGCGCAUCCAAUAAAGCUGUUGCCGACUGCCUAGCUCUCAUUCUGUCAACCAUGAAGCCUUCCUCCUCCACAUCCUCCUCGUCCUCACCGUCGUCUCCCAGCCUCAACCUGCUCAAGCACUGUGGCAUCACCGCCGCCUGUCCCCCCCUGCCCAAUGGAGGCCUUCGCCAUGGUUACGUCAAAGAUCACCAUGGUGCUACUAUCGGCUUGGAUGGCUACUUGACCGAGUAAGGCGUUCUUACUCGCUAAAAAAAAAAAAAAAAACGNGGUCGCUUGGUUUGGUCCUCUCUACACACCUAGAUAAACCUAUAUGCAACUACAGCCACACAUCCCUCCUGUGCCAGUAUCAAAGCUUUUCUUCACAUCUCAGUAGAGAGUGAACACGAGAGGACGAAUUUAGCUAUUUAUUUCUAUUUAUUUUCUGCCGCUUCCUUUUCCUCCCACCCCUGACUCCCAUUUUAGAUGCUGUCCAUUCAGUGCGAGUCUAAAAUUUGAAUCUAAGCCAUCUAUUCGAACCAGUAUCCAUCACUGGCGAGUCAGUCCUUUAUUUCUUCUCCAUUUGCAGUCGAUUCGACUCGGUUCAUGUUAGAAUUAUGCAGCCGUGUGUCUCCAUGGUAACAGUGAUAAUGGAUGGGUUUCCAUAUCAUGCCUCCAAUUUGCGUGACGCUGUGGCCUUGCAUAGGAAUUUACAGCCUGCCCUGAGGAACAAUUUAAACGGGUUACACUAGAUUUGCAUGAAUUUGCGGGACCAUGUAUUUGAUAGUGGUCUUGUGUGUGUUUGUGUGUGUGCGUGCACGUGUAUGUGUGACAUCCACUUUUGCGCAACAGUCCAAGUUUUUCAUCCCAUACUUGAUUAUUACGUUUCCAGGUUUUUAUGUGAGCUGCAAUCUGAUUUAGCACAGAUCAGGAAAAACAAACAACCUAACAGAAUCAGAACAGAAGGGAAACCAUACUACCUUAAGCCAAAAGACCAAUGACCUCCUGAGAGAGGGGUCUGAUAUAUAAUGCUUGUUUACUUGUUAGAGAGAAAAGGGAUAGUGUUUGGAUGGGUUUUGAGGUUGAAAAUUCAUAUUAGGUUUACAAUGUAGGUAUUAGGUAGUCCAGAUCACUGUUUGUAGGUGGGCAGAAGAAAGAGGAGUUAAAAGUGUCAUGAUUUUGGCCGUUAAAACAACAUUUUGAAUAUGCUACACUAAGGAAGUAUAGAAAGCACAAACAUCAUUACAGAUGCAAACGUCAUAAACAGUACUUGCUCCUUGGGACCUUUGGUUUUAUUUGUUUUGCUUUUUGGGCCUCAUAAAAUUUCUUAAAUUAAAUCUACUGCUUUGCUAUAAUAUUUAGUGUGGAGUUGCUUUCACAGUGCCUACUGAAUUUAGUUUUGCCUACCUACGGUCCAGUCAGUUAAACACACCAUAUGCGCUCCCUUAAAGUCGUCGAAAUGGUGCUUCGACCAGUGAAACAUGAGUAUUUCACUAAAAUCCGUUAUGAAUUCAUCACCUGAAUAGAUGAACGUGUGAUUCAUAUAUCAGAACCCACUUGGGUUGUUUUAGACUUUGGGGAGUGUGUAUAUGUCGAGUGUUUAUGCUGACUGGACCUUUUUUAUUUUUGUUUAUGGUGUUGGGGAGCAGUCAUGGGUAUGACCAAAGUCGAGCAAUUUCUAAUUACCAUUUUAAUAGAAACUAAUAGAUAUCCAAAAAGGCAUUAUCUUUUUAAUUGAAGUACUGAAAUAACAUUCACCCCUGCUCUUUUUAAAAUGCUUCCUUAUUGCCAAAGGUGAAUUGAUUAACAAAGUUAAGGUUGUGCUUCCAUUAGGUUUUUUGCAUCUAAACACAAAAUAAGAACAUUGUGAAUGAGUGUUUGAAACAUCCCUUUUUUUGUUUGUGCACAACAAACAGGCAAUAUAUGCUCAGUCAGUAAUGAGACAAUCAGUUGAAAGGGCUUUUAAUUUUGCCAUAGAUUUCAUUUUUUCAUAAACGCGCAAAAGCGUCAAUUUUUUUUUUCAAUUAGGAAGAGCUAUACAAAUCUAUCUCUCUUAAUUCAAGCAUACUUUCAGGCGUGAAAUGUGGACUUGUUCUCAAUUAUACCAAUACUAUUGCUUUCAUUACAGUAUAUCAGGAUUUUAGUGAUUUAGAUAGAGUAGCUUUGAAGUAUUGUAACAUUAACUGAUAUUUUAUGGGUGAAUGAAGGUGUGUAGACAAACGAAAUAGUAAUGUUAGAUGUUUAAAGGCUGUGUGGAGAGCAUAUUUAUACUGAUUCACGAAAUUACCUCUUCCUCUUUGUAAUGACAGGUUUUGGCUGCUUAAACAAGUUUCUCCACUCCACGCAGACCUGAUAUAAAGCACUUGCUUGUUCAGUAACAAAAAAGGAUGAAAAAAAAUACGCUUUUGCAUCUGUCACAAGCUGUAAAUGGGCAAAUAUCUGACUUCUACUUGCAAGAGUACAAAUGUGCAUGUGUGCUAAUCAGAUUAGUCAAGUUAUGUCGCAGUGUUUUGCCUGGGAAAUAUUUCUAAGUGGGCUACAUGACUAAGAGGAAGUCCCUCAUGGGAGUUUAAUUCAAGCUUAUUUACCUGUACUUGAGCUUGACUUUAUCACGUACAAUAACUUUUGCUGUGGUUUGGUGGAGAGAAUCAGUGCGUGUGUAGACAGCAACAGGGUACGAUAAUGAAGUGCAAGUUGAUGAGAGCUUAAAGUUAUUUGCACUGCCAGUUAUACUGCUUGUAGUUGUAAAAAAAAAUAAAAAAUAUUUAUAAAUUUAGUCUAGCUAGUCGUACCACAUGUAGUUGAGUUCGAAAAACAAGUGCCCGUGGAGCCUGUGAUUAGUAAUACAUUUCAUUUUGGUGCAAGAAAAAGUGCUGCUUUCGAUUGUAUCUUGGAGCUAAUUUUUUAGAGGUGAUCUUUGUCUAUUUAUUAGCGAAAAUAAUUCUUAUCCAGCCAAAACAAACUAAAACGUACUUGUUUUAAUUCCUCAAAUUUCUCGUUGUCUUAUUGGCAUUGCACUAAAAUCGUUGGAAUUGUUUUGUCGAAUGUAUGCCAUGAUGGUAGCAGCUUGCUUCGAUGUUGGUGAAAAACUUGUAUGCAGUAGUUAGCGAUUAAAUAAUUAGCUUGACAACAGGAGCCCUUUCAGAACUUUUAAUAGAGUUGGUGCAUUAGGUGUUCUGUGUACGAACAAUAAGGGAACCGGUCACAAAGAGGCAAGACUUUUUUGUAGGGUAGAGUACUGAUAACUGAUAAGGGGGGUUUCCUCCCUAAAUCAUUUAGUGCCAUAACUUUUCUUUUUCCUUUCUCAUUUUGAUACGUUUGUAAAAAUGUGAAUGAAUGAUUCCUUGGGUUCAGUUUUUGAGUGUGUCAAGACCAUUACCAAAAAAGAAAACGAAUGAAGUCCAAGCUAAGAUAAGCUACUGUGCCCAUUAUAUUUUUUGGAGAUCCACAUAGUGUUAGUUAUUUUAAAAUGCCAGUAAUCACAAUCAGACGGUCUAAAAAUUUCAGUAUAUACUAAGCUAUACUGAUGGGCUGGUUAGCCCUUGGUGGAGAUCACCUCCAUCUGAAAGCUUUUAUGGCUAAGCCAUAACUUAGCAUUUGCCCUUAUAAAUGGAGUAGCCGGAUUUGAGUCAUUCAGUCAACGGCUAAUUCAAAAAUGAUAUUUUAUAAAUGUUCCAUUGUAAUCGAUAGUUCCCACAAACCAUUGAUAAUUUGAGGUUUAUUUCUAAGCAAUGGAAUUACGAAACGCCUUCAUUUCAUUAUUAACCGAAGGGCAAAUUUGACAUUUACCAAAAUGACACAUUUACAUAGCUUUUCUUGUUUUAUUCUGGAUCAGCAAAUUGUGAGCUUGUUUUUUGUUUGUUUUUACACAACUUUGCUAUGAAGGGCCAGCUUUCAUUGCCUGUUGACCAAGUUAUAAUGGUUGCAAUUACAUGCAGGCAGUUGGAAACUAGAGUCGUCUAAUAAUUGUAACCAUUUUGUUGGAAAGCAGAUUAAUUGUAGCUAACUCAGUGUCCUUAUUGUAUGUCCAUCCUGGCAUAUAUAUAAUUUUUUUUCUCGCAAAGGUAUUAAUGGCUGAUAGAAUGUCUGAUUUACCUCAGUGGACCUCAGCGUCCCUACUACUUGAAGACGCAUCCAUUUAAGGCAAUACUCAAAACACCCGUUUCAUUUAAUCUAUGUCUAUCUCCCUACUUUUUGCCUUAAGAGGAAACGGUAUAGUUCAGCAGUCGCAGCACUUGAGAGAUUUUGUCAUUAACUUGGGAUCUCGUUUCGAUGAGAUUCAUAAGAAGCACACUGUUCUAUAGGUUGUUUUGCUGAAAGAUGUACCAUAAUGGCUUCUGGCCUCAAAAUAAUAAUUUUCAUGGAAUUUAUUAAGAGUUUUUGCACUAGAACAUAGAAAGAAAAAAAAAAGUCUUUUUUUUAAUACAUUUGUUUCAAAUAUUUAGCUGUAAAAUUUAUUUUGGAACAGCUAAAUAAACUUUACUCAUUAAGCAAAAAUCUGAUUUAGGUUCUCCUAAAUGAAGCAUUUAAAGUACUGAUUUAUAAAAACACCAAUUUGCAGAAAAAAUUAGAAUGGGAACACGGGUAGUGAAUGGUGAUCUGGCAAUACAUCUAAGAAAAAUAGUAUGUAUUAUCCAAUGCUAAAUAAUUUUAUACAGGACAGAGUAGAUACAUUUUCUCCCCAUUUUUCUGUGUCUUAGUUGAAACAGUUAGGUAGUAAAUACUUGUGUGAUGUUAUAAAUGCAAAUAUUUCUAACAAAGUAAAUAACAAGAGCACAAGAAGAUGUGCUGUACAUAAUUCCUCAAGAAGUGUGGUCGGAAUUGCCUUGACGUGGCAAUCUUACCUCGUAAACUAGCUGUCCUUAAAAUCUAUCGUGCUAUAUAUACUGGUACAUGAAAUUUGGGUGUGCUUUUAGCUACGCAUGCGCCGUGCAACUGGAAUCCUAAGGUCACAUUCUGAGGCCUUGAAAUGGAAAGCAUUGGCUUUUUCAAGGGCUGCUCUUGAACUUGAUGAUGUCCUUCACCCUGGCUUAGUGUUACUUCAUGUUUCUACUCGGUAAGCGCUAAUAGUUAAAAUUUUAAAUCUGCAAGCGAAUGAUUUAAUCAAAAAUAGCUGCUUUUUGUUCUCGCCAGCAGCUUGUUUUCAUAAGGCUAGUUAGAAAACCACCGGAGCCUGACUGAGUGGCUGACCUGACAGGGCACGUAGGGAUCCCUUUAAAAAAACAUUUUCAUAUUUAAAAAAAAAAAAAAGAAAAAAAAAAGCUAUGCAGGAAUACUUCCUUUUAUCUCGCAGAGUUGCAUAGUGCCACCAGAGAUAGCCCAAGAGCUUCAAUGACCGAUCACGGACCUUCAUCUGUAAAUCUAACACUGACCUUACUUGCUUGUUGGCUUCGGUUGAGAAAAUGACUGCUUUGCGUGGCAUGCUGCUAUUUCUUUGGAGUCUGUAAGCAUCAUCAUCUCUUUAAAGUACUACACUUUGUGAUGAGUAUGUGGGAUUGUGCCUUUUGUUAUCAAGUACAUGCCACAGGGUAUGGUCUUCCAUUAACACCUUUAGUGAGCCUUAUGAAUGAACAACUGUUGUAAGUUUCAAAAAUAGCCACCAUCCACGUGGUUGCGUUUUGAGCCGUCAAAACUCACGAUCAAAUUUGUCACGACACCGCAGAUGAAUAAUUAACUUUUGUAAAUUGAAUGAAACCAUAACGGCGAAACAUUUGAUCGGUUCUAGCUAGUGACCUGUUCAAACUCUUUAUGGAACAAAACGUGUUUAGUUUUACAACGUGUGAAGUAGACGUGUGCCGUGUCGUUUUUGUGUGGUAAUGCAUUGGAGAUUAGUUGUAACCCAGUGUCUUGUAGAAUGUUGGCAUGACUCCUUUUCUCUAUGUUGUAUCGACGUCAAAGUAUCCACCUAAAAUGGACUGAAGUGCAAUAACUUUUUUUUUGUGCGCCAUAGUAUCCUUAAUGGAGGAAAAUGCCCUCUUAACAACAUCCAUCAUGUUGUUGUUUUUUUUUUCUUUAAGCAGGGUAUUUUAUUUCACUUAUUUAUUUCUUUUUGGAUUGUACAAAUUUAAACUCCUUCCUGCUUUGCCUCCAUAAGUGGCACUUUCUUGUGGAAUGUACAAUGGACUUGGUGGAAACUGUGAUAGGUGUCAAAGCCUUAUCAAUACUUCUUGCUUACUGGAAAGAUGGCAUUUCUGUUUGCUCAUCGGUUGAUAGGUGAGAGAUUGCCGUUUUCCAUGUACCUUCUCCAGCGCCACUUAAAGUCAGUAUGCUUUCGUGGCAUGUUAAGCAUUUAUGUGUGUGUGUGUGUGUGUGUGUGUUGGGGGUGUUUAGACCUGUUCAUUUACCUCUAAUCAAUUGAUUUGAUACCAAAAGCGAAGCGCAUUGCCUAGAAUUACAGUUCUUUUUUUUUUUUUUUUGGAUUAGAGAUGUGAUGGUUCUAUUUGGAAAUGAUAUAUUGAAUGUUGUUGUUGUUGUCAGCAGUGAAAUAUGCAGGGUUUUAUUUCUCCCCACACAACAGUUGAACUUUGGGCCACAUGUUAUGCGGUACCAAAGAACGUUUCAUUGCUUAUCUUUGGAUCGUUUUUUUUGGGGGGGGGUCUGACAUCAAGAUCCCAAUAUUUGUCAUUAAAUGUCUUCGUACGUUUUAAAUAAUAAACAAAAAAAUGAAACCUGUAUCAUAAAGAAACAUUCCUUUUGAAUUUCAUUGUUCAAAACAGAAGUACCAUUGACAACCAAUACCAGAAGUCAUAUAAUAAUCUUCAGAAAACCUUAAGUUGUAACUUACUUUAAGGUCCUUCAUUUUGGCUUCAAGCAAUCAAUGAUUUCAUAUUUGAUUAUCACAGGGAGCACACUGAAUAAAGUAAUCUAGUAUUUCACAACAUAGGACCAAUGUAUGUCUCUGUAGAGAUGGCAGAGAACAAGAAAUGCAUUCAAGAACAAGCAAUACAAGUAUCAAGACGAGACAAUUGUAUAUUUCUAAAGAUUUGUUGACUCUGGCUGCUUUUGGCCUGGCUAUGUAAUCUGUGGCACCUUUGGUUAACACCCUCUUCUUGUAACUGAAUCCAACAUAAGAGAUUUCAGUGCUGAGAGAGCCUUAUUUCAGUCAAACUGAAUGUGAAUUGGAUGCGUGCAGGAUUUGGCCAUUUCGAAGUGACUGGCUUUAAUCGAGCGGCCCUCCUGUGUCCCAUGUUUGAAUCCAGUUUCACUAGGACCCGCCGUCUUUAAGACUUUCCAAAAGAUUGCUGUUACGAAAAAAAGAAGCUAAAAUACUACACCGUGGCUGUGUUUCCAUCGCCGAAACGCAGAACCGAGCAGCUGAGAUGGAUUCCUGCAAAAACAGGGUUACUGUCACUGCUUCCGAGCUCUGCUUGAACAUGCCAAGUAUUUGAAAAGCAUUAUGACGUGAAGGAAAUGUGACCCUGACUU
Sinocyclocheilus anshuiensis is the source of this 9924-nucleotide messenger RNA. RefSeq names its product serine/threonine-protein phosphatase 6 regulatory ankyrin repeat subunit C. The transcript is spliced from 24 exons. NCBI's taxonomy places the organism in Eukaryota, Metazoa, Chordata, Actinopteri, Cypriniformes, Cyprinidae. Gene Ontology annotation, molecular function: protein binding. The record is from RefSeq and is a predicted model, not a curated record. Bases 1 to 2754 code for a protein of 917 amino acids.